Pseudogymnoascus destructans is the source of this 3564-nucleotide messenger RNA. RefSeq lists its product as uncharacterized. NCBI's taxonomy places the organism in Eukaryota, Fungi, Ascomycota, Leotiomycetes, Thelebolales, Thelebolaceae. The coding region runs from base 1 to 3180 and encodes 1059 amino acids. The record is from RefSeq and is a predicted model, not a curated record. Gene Ontology annotation, molecular function: protein binding. The transcript has 3 exons.
AUGGCUUCUAAUUCAGGUAACGGGUCGCCAUUCAAUGGUCGUGAGACCGUCAAAGGGUUUCCGCACAAUAGCCAAGAUGCUCUCCAGGACACGGACGACUCGACUAGCCAACAACCUGCUUCGGCCACAAAGAGCAGCAAGAAUAUAUUCAAGAAUUUCUUCAAGGGGUCGGGUAAGUCAGAUAAGUCUGGCAACUCAGUUAAUGCCAGCAGCAAGAAGCCAGGAUUAUGGAAAUAUCCGGAGGCUCUCCCACCACCAACGCCAAUGCAGAUUCAUCAAAUCAUGCAUGCCUCACCAGAGCACCUUGCCAAAGUAGCUGCUGACAAGGCGAAAGAAGAUGCUAAAAAGGCAAAAGAAAAUGCUGAACUCAAACAGCAAGGAAAUGUACAAAAUCAGGGCAACUCAGAAGACAACAACCACUCAACUGAUUCGGUGGUUGUUUCACCUCCCACUGGUAUGAAAUGGUCAUUCGACGGAAAGUCUAUGAUCACUUACAAGGAGCCUGGCAUUAAUCACUUUAACCCCGAACAAUCUGGAGAGCCAGGCACUGCAGUACCUCAGGGCAUAUGGCCAGGUCAGACUACCAUCCCACAUGGGGCCUACCAAAGAGAAAUGGUGCCCGGAAUGGUUCCCAGAAUGUGGAACGAAGCUUCUGCUUCUAUCAGCGGACCAGCAGUUUGGACGGAUGUGCAAGAGGUUGGCGCCUUUGGGUCGUCCUUCCCUGAUGGCUAUCCACCGGAGCAUGUUCACGAGCCUCGAUCUGAGCCGCCAUCUCAUCCUAUCGACAUGAGCCUUCUCCGAUCUGUAUACGAGAUUGCAGAGGCUGCCUACGUACAGGGCCUCUGGAACAAGGCUGACUGGAUCGAGUUUUUGGAACAACUCCGCGCGGGUGUGUUUAGUAACACCAGGCCUCCUAAGCCUCCCGCCAUAGACCCUCUAUUUUCAUUUUUGCCAGCUAUGGAUCCUGUGAACGAGGAAGGAAGGCUAGCUUCAUUGUUCAACAUCGAACGUGUUUGGACCCCUCGUCAAGAAAGCAGGGCAAAGGAGCUUGUGAAAGCCUCGAAGGAAGAAUUCGCAGUCACAGGAGUAUCUAUCAGCCUAAUCGACAACAGCAAUGAAAUUCUCAAGGCCGAAACUACCUAUAAUUGCCGAAUGAUAAAGCGAUCGGUGAGCAUUGCAGCUCAUGCUCUAUUGACCACCGAAGUCUUGGUAAUCCUCGAUACCACAAAGGACUGGAGGUUCGCAAAAAAUCCGCUGGUGUUAAAUGAGCCAAAAAUCAGGUUCUUUGCCGGAGCACCCAUUCUUUCCAAGAACGGUGAAGCCGUUGGAGUAUUCGCCGUCUUCGGGCGCGUGCCGAGAGACUCUUUCCCGGCGCUGCAGCGACACAGCCUGAUUGACUAUGCGGCCGUGUGUGCUGCCGAGCUCAAUACAAUUCUGGAGAAAUCGUUUUCAGAACAAAGCCUUCACUCGCUUCAAUCAGAAGCUAUUACUGAGGUAUGGGAUCCGACUUGCCUCCAGGGCGAACCAACGCCCAGACCUAGAAGUCUGUGGAUGCAUGAAGAAACUCAUCGCUUGCUUUGCGGAGAGCCGCGAGAGGAUGAAAAAGACAUCAAAUACCCUACCACGUUCGAAGAGCUUAUGGCGGGAUUUGCUACUGAAUCCGAGGACGAGGACACAGCACGUGACUCCGAAGAACAGCUCCUGGCACCAUAUAAGAAUGGAGCCCAUGCCAAUGUCACAUAUUCUUCUGUUGAUGUGAACUCGAGUACCCCAGCAAAGGAGAGGUAUACUGCGGUAUCGGAUUAUGCACUCCUCGGGAGUGAUAAUGAGGGGCCGGACUCCCCUCUUGGAGGACGCUCCAAUCGGGGAUCGGAUUCUCCCGCUUCAGAGGGUUUUGUUUGGAGACCAGACUCCCCCACUUCACAAGGUCUCACUUGGGGACCAAAGUCUGCUCUUCCGACUGAUUACCUGGUGAGACCACAGUCUCCCAUAAUGAGGAGUUGCACGCCGAGGCCGUACUCGGUCUCAGAUCUUACUUCGACGGCCGGAGAACCCCACGAGAAUACACCUGCAGAACGCGAAUUCGAUAAGCUGGAGGCUUCAUCCCAGAAAGUGCAAGGUGUCGUAGACGGUGCUAUUUCAGCUCUCCAAUCCGAAUUUCCGGACGCACCUAUCCGAAGACAGAGGAAGAAGUCGAUUCGCAGCAUCUCACAGUAUGAAGCAGAACUCAAGAGGCUUAAGAUGGAGAGCGAUAUCCGUGAGGCUCACAUUCAAGCAACAAAGAUUGAUGGCUCCAGUUCAACCGUCGUUACUGGAAGCUCCAAUACCUCCGGACAACCAUCGACGCAAGCAACAACUCUUCCUACUUCGUUCAACACUCGGAUGUCUACGCUGGAAUUUGCGGAUACACACAGGCGCCCAGAAGCUGAUGCCGCUGCGAAGUCUGUUGCUCUUAGCCUGAAAUUCGACAGAGUAUAUGUCGCUGAGAUUUUUCCCAGCAGCGAUCUCAUGACGCCAGGCAGAGCGGCUGUCACGGGUAUGGGUGUGAGGAUACUAGCAUCCCACAAUUGUCCCCAUGAUAUGAUCCUCGAUACGGACUUUCAUUUGCAGGUCCUCCGCAGCCCGCUCGGUGCUAUGAGUUGGCACGACAAAGAUGCCCUUCCUGGAGCCACAGACAAAAGCCUUUUGAUCCGUCUUCAUUCCAAGGGUCCUUAUGGUGUUUCACGAGACCUCCACACUGGAGGCAUUGUAUACGGUGCAGUUCAUCUGGCGCAGUCGCAGGGUGGGGAUGAUGCUGGGAUCACCAACCAGGAGCAGGCUACAAUCUUUAACGCGGCCAAUGCGAUGAAACUAAUCUUAUUCAAGAAAAAUGAUAAGAGAGAGCGCAAAGAUAGCUCAUGUGUCAAUUGCAACACUCCUUCUCAUGUGGGCACUCAUACUGCGCCUGCUGCAGCGAGCAAGGCCGAAGGUGCUGGGCCUGAGCACUCUAUUCCAUCGACAAUGGAGACUCCAAAGGCUAAAGACGCUGGACCUAAGCUUCCCAAUCCUGUUUCGGCAUUUGAAGCUGAAUAUGAAGAUUACCCCAACGCGAUAAGUAUGGAGAGUGUGCAGGAGGCUACCAAAGCCGUGGCAGAGGUUAUGAAGUUCAAUAUGGAGGAGAUCUUGUCCCCUCAAUGGUAAUAUUCGAUGUCGGCGUAUAUAUACCUCCCAGAAUCAAUGGGGGUCUUUCGUUUCGAGCGACUAUACCGACUUAUACCAGCGAAAUGCACCUUGUGUCCAACUAGACAUACUUUUAUUAGCAGUUUGUCAUGAUGCAAACUUGCUGGGGUUUUAAUUGUUUGGCUACUUCGGUGUAAUGGGCCGAGAAUCAUGUUGCUGUGUUUGCUACCAGACAACAGCAACUGGGUGCAAGUUUACUGCGCCGCCAAUGACCCAAUCGUCGACAUACAUCGCCGGAAAUUCACUUGUACAGAUUACAACUUUACUUUCAUUUUCUCAUUCUUUCUUUACUGUUCAUGGUUCGUGGUUUAUGGUUUACGUUUUAUGGUUCAUGGUUUAUGGUUC